AUGAAAGAGCAGGACCGAACGAUGACGAAGAUCGCGGAGAAGCAUCAGCGACUGAAUCGCGAGUUGAUGCGGCAGGCGAGUCGAAAUCAUAAAGACAACUUCAUGUCGCGCAGGCCUACGCUUCCCUCGGUGUCUUGGAGCACUGGAGCCGCGGAGCAGGAAGAAAAGACGGCCGAGGUGAAGGUGGAGAAGAAGGAAGCCGUCGAGAAGCGGCCGGAAUCGACGCAGUCCGCGGAGUCGUUCCACGCGUUUCAGUUGGAUUUGGAGAAGCCGGAAGCAUCAAACGAAGCGAAAACGACGACAACGAAGCCGCGAAAACGAACGGGAAUGUCGCUGUCGGACUAUUUAGCGAUGAUGAAGGAAUGA
Molecule: messenger RNA, 366 nt
Organism: Blastocystis hominis
Lineage: Eukaryota; Bigyra; Opalinata; Blastocystidae
Exons: 2
Coding region: 1-366 (121 amino acids)
Source: RefSeq, a predicted model, not a curated record